Molecule: messenger RNA, 447 nt
Organism: Fusarium keratoplasticum
Lineage: Eukaryota; Fungi; Ascomycota; Sordariomycetes; Hypocreales; Nectriaceae
Exons: 2
Coding region: 1-447 (148 amino acids)
Source: RefSeq, a predicted model, not a curated record
AUGGCCCGCUUCCAAUCCUCGCACCGCAACAACCGUCAAGCCAUCAUCAGGUGCCUCGAUAUCAUUUCCAAGCUUUGGGAGGUCGCUCUCAGCCCCUUUGGGGCCGUUUCCCCCACCAUCAACCUCCUCCUCCACCAGUGGCCUCCGCCUCUCCGUUGGAGAGUGGCCUCGCCCGCUCCGUCUUCGAUCCCCCCAGCAUCACCACCGCAAUGCCACGCUUCCCACCGUCGCGUGCCAACCAUCGUCGCAACGCACGGCCUCAGACACAACGCCUACACCGUCCUCGACCUUCUCGACGCCGCCCCCAAGCUCCUCGGGGCCACCUCUCCCAUCACCAGUCACCCCUUCGGCCAGUCACUGAUGCCUCCACCUCGACAGAUGGCCUUGACGCGCAAGAACCUGGAGCUGAGGAGAGACCCAUCGCCAUACCUGACGAUGCAACAAUAG